Molecule: messenger RNA, 5535 nt
Organism: Anolis carolinensis (green anole)
Lineage: Eukaryota; Metazoa; Chordata; Lepidosauria; Squamata; Anolidae
Gene: tbc1d9
Product: TBC1 domain family member 9
Exons: 21
Coding region: 185-3961 (1258 amino acids)
Molecular function (GO): calcium ion binding
Source: RefSeq, a predicted model, not a curated record
CACCUCGCCUUCCUUCUCCAUCGGGAAGAGGCUGGAGAAGCCAGGCAUGUCGCUGGUACCGCUGCUGCCCGUCCCCUCGGUGCUGCUGGCUUCCGCCGCUCCCAGCCGGGCAGUGGGCGACGGCGGUCUUGGCGCGGUUUGAGCGGGAGAUUGUCCCCAGAAGAGGAGCCUCCUUUGUCUCGAGAUGUGGGUGAACCCGGAGGAGGUGCUGCUGGCCAACGCGCUGUGGAUCACGGAGCGAGCCAACCCUUACUUCAUCCUGCAGAGGAGGAAGGGCCACGGCGGAGAGGGAGGCAGCGGAGGCAUCGCGGGUCUCCUUGUGGGAACUCUUGAUGUUGUACUUGAUUCAAGUGCAAGAGUGGCACCGUAUAGAAUUCUGUACCAGGCUCCAGACUCAAUGAUAUACUGGACUAUUGCCUGUGGUUGUUCAAGAAAAGAGAUAACUGAGCACUGGGAAUGGCUUGAGCAGAAUUUACUACAAACAUUGUCUAUCUUCGAAAAUGAAAACGACAUAAACACAUUUGUCAGAGGAAAAAUACAGGGAAUCAUUGCAGAAUAUAACAAAAUCAAUGGUAUUAGGGAGGACGAUGACACAGAGAAAUUUAAGGAAGCUACAGUGAAGUUCCACAAACUAUUUGGGAUGCCAGAGGAAGAGAAACUGGUGAAUUAUUAUUCCUGCAGUUACUGGAAAGGGAAGGUCCCUCGUCAGGGCUGGAUGUAUCUCAGCAUUAACCACCUGUGUUUUUAUUCCUUUCUUAUGGGAAGAGAAGCCAAACUAGUCAUCCGGUGGGUUGACAUCACCCAGCUUGAGAAGAAUGCUACUCUGCUUUUGCCAGAUGUGAUCAAAGUCAGCACAAGGUCCAGCCAGCAUUUCUUUUCAGUGUUCCUCAACAUCAAUGAAACAUUUAAACUAAUGGAGCAACUUGCCAACAUUGCUAUGAGGCAGCUCUUGGACAAUGAAGGCUUUGAGCAGGACAGGUCCCUACCCAGACUUAAGAAGAAGUCCCCUAAAAAAGUAUCAGCACUAAAACGGGAUCUUGAUGCUAGAGCCAAAAGUGAGAGGUAUCGGGCCUUAUUCCGCCUUCCAAAGGAUGAAAAACUGGAUGGACAUACAGAUUGCACCCUGUGGACUCCAUUUAAUAAAAGGCAUAUUUUGGGUCAGAUGUUUGUCUCGACAAACUACAUCUGUUUCACUAGCAAGGAAGAACACAUGUGUAGCCUCAUUAUUCCACUUCGAGAGGUAACUAUUGUAGAAAAGGCAGACAGUUCUAGUGUACUGCCUAGCCCACUAUCCAUCAGCACUAAAAACCGAAUGACAUUUCUCUUUGCCAAUUUAAAAGAUCGGGACUUUCUGGUGCAAAGGAUUUCUGACUUUCUUCAGCAAACUACUUCCAAAAUAUACUCCGAGAAAGACAUUUCUGGAAGUUACAAUAGUUCUGACGAUGAGGUAUAUUCAAGGGCAAGUAGCAUCUUUUCAUCCAGCCCUCAGAGAAGCCUUAGUUCUGAAGCUGAUGGAGAACGGCAUUUCAACUUGAACGGUAACAGCAUCCCAACAGUAACGCAGGCGCUAAUGACCAUGUAUCGUCGGCGUUCGCCAGAGGAGUUUAACCCUAAAUUAGCAAAGGAGUUUUUAAAAGAGCAAGCUUGGAAGAUUCAUUUUGCCGAAUACGGACAAGGCAUUUGUAUGUAUCGCACAGAGAAAACAAGAGACCUUGUGCUAAAAGGUAUCCCAGAAAGCAUGAGAGGGGAACUCUGGCUGCUUCUGUCAGGAGCUAUUAAUGAAAUGGCCACCCACGCUGGCUAUUAUGAAGACUUGGUGGAGAAGUCCAUGGGGAAAUAUAAUCUUGCAACCGAGGAGAUUGAGAGGGAUUUACACCGCUCCCUCCCGGAGCAUCCUGCAUUCCAGAACGAGAUGGGUAUUGCUGCUCUGCGGAGAGUACUCACUGCUUAUGCAUUUAGAAACCCCAACAUAGGAUAUUGUCAGGCCAUGAAUAUUGUUACGUCAGUACUGCUUUUAUAUGCAAAGGAAGAGGAAGCAUUCUGGCUUCUUGUGGCCUUGUGUGAGCGCAUGUUGCCAGAUUACUACAACACAAGAGUUGUUGGUGCUUUAGUGGAUCAAGGUGUGUUUGAAGAGUUAGCUCGAGAUUAUGUUCCCCAACUCUAUGACUGUAUGCAGGACUUGGGUGUCAUCUCCACCAUCUCCCUUUCCUGGUUCCUCACACUCUUCCUCAGUGUUAUGCCCUUUGAAAGUGCUGUGGUUGUGGUGGACUGCUUCUUUUAUGAAGGGAUAAAGGUGAUAUUCCAGUUGGCACUUGCUGUCCUAGAUGCAAAUGUGGACAAGCUGCUGAAUUGUAAAGAUGAUGGUGAAGCUAUGACUGUGCUUGGAAGAUAUUUGGACAGUGUGACCAAUAAAGACAGCACUUUACCGCCAAUUCCACACCUUCACUCACUACUCAGUGAUGAUGUAGGGCCAUAUCCUGAAGUGGAUAUCUUCAGGCUCAUCAGAACUUCUUAUGAGAAAUUUGGAGGUAUCCGAGCAGAUCUGAUUGAGCAAAUGAGGUUCAAACAGAGGUUGAAGGUAAUCCAGACACUUGAAGACACUACCAAACGUAAUGUGGUACGAACCAUAGUGACUGAAACCUCUUUUACAAUAGAUGAGCUGGAAGAACUUUAUGCCCUUUUCAAGGCAGAGCAUCUCACUAGCUGCUAUUGGGGGGGCACCAGCAAUGCCACUGACCGCCACGACCCCAGUUUGCCUUAUUUAGAACAAUACCGCAUUGACUUCGAGCAGUUCAAAGGGAUGUUUGCGCUCCUCUUUCCUUGGGCCUGUGGGACUCACUCAGAUGUUUUGGCUGCCCGCCUGUUCAGAUUGCUGGAUGAAAAUGGAGAUUCCUUAAUCAACUUCCGGGAAUUUGUCUCUGGCCUUAGUGCAGCAUGCCAUGGAGAUCUUACUGAGAAACUGAAGCUGCUGUAUAGGAUGCAUGUUUUGCCUGACCCAUCAUCUGAUCAAGAAGAGCCAGAUUCUGCCUUUGAAGCAACUCAGUACUUCUUUGAAGAUAUCACACCAGAUUGUACACAUGUUGUUGGCGUAGAUGGCAGAAACAAGCAUGGAACAGAUGAGGGAUUUGUUAAUGUGAGUGUGAAAACUGAAAAAGGUAAAAAGAACUCUCAAGAUAAUAGAAAUUAUCUUAGAAUGUGGAGCCAGGAGAAUAAAUCCAAAGUAAAGAAUGCUAAGGACUUGCCCAAACUAAAUCAGGGGCAGUUUAUUGAAUUGUGCAAGACCAUGUAUAAUAUGUUCAGUGAAGAUCCUAAUGAACAGGAUCUUUACCAUGCUACGGCAGCUGUGACAAGUUUGCUUCUGGAAAUUGGUGAGGUUGGUAAGUUAUUUAAUGUUCAGCCUAUGAAAGAGUCUGAAAACAACAGUAAUGCAAUUCAGAAUAACUUGCUCCAAAAGAAGGGGAACCAGCAGUAUCACCUUGAACAACGUGAUCCUUUUCAAGAUGCCUUCUUUGCUGACGAGGAAGAGAAUAUUUGUGGCGAUGGUACACAUAUGGAAGACAUUAAGCUGGAAGAUUCCUCUCCUAGGGAUAAUGGAACUGGCUCUUCCAUGCUGAUUUCCGAUGAUGAUACUAAAGAUGACAGCUCCAUGUCUUCCUAUUCCGUCCUAAGUGCAGGAUCUCAUGAGGAGGACAAGCUGCACUGUGAAGACAUUGGCGAGGACACCGUUUUGGUACGAAGCAACAACCCAGCUUCUCUGCCUAGAAGUACUAGCAUUGACAGAGACUGGGCCAUCACCUUUGAGCAGUUUUUGGCUUCCCUCUUGACUGAACCAGCCCUUGUGCGGUACUUUGACAAGCCGGUCUGCAUGAUGGCGAGGAUUACUAAUGCUAAGAAUGUGCGGAUGAUGGGCAAACCAAUUAUAUCCGCAAGUGACUAUGAAAUCUCUGCUAUGUCAGGCUAAGAGGGCCAGAUGAUAAGCUUGUGAGGUUUUUUUUUUUCAAGAAAAAACUUUUAGGUAUUUAUACUUAUGACUGCCUGACACAGAUCCUGGAAUUUUAAAAAUGUGGUAGUUCUUGCUUGUGUGAACAUGUUGGGAUGUAAAUCCAUACUUUGAAUUAUGAAUUAUUCUGUUUUUCUCUGUGUCCGAUAGCUUUAUCAGAAUGCUUGUCCUAGCCAAUAUACAUACAUGGGGAGGGGAGGGGGAUAAUUGUUUGUGGUGUGUAUAUUCCUAGCCUUGCUAUUCAUGGAUAAAUUGUAACGGUUUGUUCACUUUUAACACAUUGAGCAGUGUUUGUGUAUAUUCUCCAAACUGGCUUAAAAUCUUGAGUGUAGAGAACUUGGAGGGCUCGAAAUGGCUCAAAUAGUGUGUGUGGUGCAACGUGUGGUCUUCAUUCACUUUCGAAGAGUCAGCACUGUGUAUUGGUCUUUUAUUCACAUAUGAGCUGCUUUCUCAUAAGGCUGAAUGAGGAAAUGGGGGCACCAUGCAUAAAGCAGAACCCCUAUUCCUGUAAGUGAUUGGUAAACUUAGAAGGGGGAAGAUAGAAAAGGAUGCUGUCAAUUUGUUUAGGAGUCAAAACAAGUUCUUAGCAGCCUCCCUGGUGGAUGUCUCUUUAUAUAUAAUUUUUUAAAAGGCUAAUGAUUUAUAAUACUUUUUAAAAUAUAUUCUUCAGGGAUACUGCCAGAGACUUGACUUGACAAUUGUCCGUGUUGUGACCUAAACAACCCAUAGUACCCUUUUUGAAAAUUACAGAGGGUUUUGAAAAUGUAGGUAAUUCUGUGUUAUUGACAUUUUAAACUAAGCAUUACCAUGAAUCUAGUGCAUUGUAGAUUAAUAGCUGGAUUGCCUAAAUCUUCAUUUAUAAUACAGUAAUUAUCUGGAAUGUAAUCUGGAAAAAAAUCUGCAAGAAAAUGUAACCGAAUGUUUGAAAGUCUUAAUGAAUGAAAACACUGUCACUUUACUCUAGAUUAAAUAUGUAUAAUGUAAUUUACUGGAUGAUAUGUUGAAUGACAAAUGGAGCACCUGCACUUUGAAUUCUUGUUUCUUGUUCUGAACCGUUACUUGGGUACAAUUCUAUACUGUUGUGUGUACAAGAUUCCCACACACAAAGGAUUCCCACAGAGAUCUGCUUUCACUCUCCCUCACUGUCUUUUAGGAAGGCAAUGCUAGAAAAAGAGCUCUGUUGAUCCUAAAGGAAUCCUCUGAAUGUGGCCACUGUGCCCACAAUAGAAAGAAUUGGGCCCAUCUUUUUUUAAAAAUGUGUUUAGCUGUUAUUUAAUUUUCAGAUUUGAUUCAAAUCAUUCUUACAUGCCUGAACUUUAUUUGCUGCCUUCAAAAAAUUCCAUCACUUUUCUGGUUUUUUAUAUAUAUAUUGUAUUUUAUGAUCAUGUAAUUUCUCCAGGGUUUUUUUAAAAGCCAAAGCUGUUGAUUUCUUUUUGCAGAUAUUUAACUGUCUGUAAAAUGGGUUAACCAUAGUAAGUAAAUGUGAACAAGACUCUUUGUUUUUUAAAAAGAUAUUAAACCUGUAUCAGACAGAA